Lathyrus sativus (Indian pea) is the source of this 285-nucleotide messenger RNA. Lineage: Eukaryota; Viridiplantae; Streptophyta; Magnoliopsida; Fabales; Fabaceae. The record is from the annotation of a GenBank genome assembly.
AUGCGAAUGGGAAAAAAGCUUCACAUGGACCAAAGAGAUUACCUUAUCAGACCCAUAUCAGAAAAUGACAUUACCAUAGCCCUAAAGGGAAUUGGAAACCUCAAAGCUCCAGGGCUGGAUGGGUUUGGAGCCAAGUUAUUUAAAACCAGCUGGACAACUAUUAAAGAUGAUGUGAUAGCAAUUGUUAAGGAUUUUUUUGAAGCAGGUAAGAUAUACAAAGCGUUCAACAAUGAUGUAGUAUCCUUGAUUCCUAAAGGCCAUAAUGCUAGUGUAAUCCAAGACUAA